UUAUUGGCUAGUGAAGCGGAAGAUAGGAAUUAUCGACAGCGGAAGUCGGCUCCGCCGCCGCAAUGCCGAUUGCACACACUCUCCGGCGGAUCAUGGACACAUACAAGCGCACGCACGGUGUCGCCGGCAUUCUUGCGAAACCCCGUUCAUUCGCAGCCGUCAGUGAACGCUGAGCUCUGGGUGGAGAGUGUGCUACUUUAUACGGUGUGCUACGGUUCAACGCCUCCAACAAUCAACGAACAAAGAAAUAGAACGCAAUUGGGAAGAAAUGACGGGAAUUUUCGCGCAGCUCUCGGCAGGUGAACCGGGCUCGCUGUCCGGCGAUCAUCCGGACAAGCCGCAGGUCGGAACAGGAGCGCUGCCGCCGCCACCGGAGAUCCCGAGGCAGGCCACGGUGCUGUCACUGGACGACCCCAUACUGAGUGACCGCGCCUCGGGCGGGUUUCUGAUCCUGGGCGACUCGCCGGCCGCCAAACGCAUUCGUUUGCGCAUCAUGCAACUAGUGUUCAAUGCCCUGGCACUGGCCUUUAUCCGGCCGCAGUACUACAGCGUGGCCGCCUUCAUCACGCUGUUCCUGCUGGUGAACGCGUUCGUCAUCUCGGCCGUGCUACUCGCGGACCUGCGCUACGGCGGUCGGAUUCUGCGCCGCGUGCUGCCCCUGCUCAAGUGGGAACAGCUGGAGCUUCGCUACUCGGCCUACACCGGGCUGGCGCUGUUCGUGCUCUGCUACGUGCUGCUGUUCGCGCACAAGGGCUACGGCGCCGAUGUCUGGUGCAACUGGGUGUCGAUCUCGUUCACGCUCAAGUCGGCCCUGGCGUACGGUGCCGAAGCCUGGCACCACCUGCGCCACAUCUACGGCGGACGCCAGCUGGUGGCCUAAUGCAGCACCCGGCCCCGGGCAGUGCAAAGCGAUCGAGUCGCAAACUUUACCGUGCUCCCGACCGGUGGCUCCCUCUGGUGUGUGGACCGGAAGCUUUAACGCCUAACCUAUAUCAUAACCCUUUUUCCACGAUUCUGGAUUGCUGCUAACUGCGCGUGUGUGUGUGUGUGUGCUACCGCACUAUAUUACAGAAGAAUAAAUGCUACACUGCUGCAAACUACACUGCUACAGAGUUUUCCA
Anopheles bellator is the source of this 1120-nucleotide messenger RNA. RefSeq lists its product as uncharacterized. The record is from RefSeq and is a predicted model, not a curated record. NCBI's taxonomy places the organism in Eukaryota, Metazoa, Arthropoda, Insecta, Diptera, Culicidae. The transcript is spliced from 2 exons. Bases 269 to 880 code for a protein of 203 amino acids.